Phoenix dactylifera (date palm) is the source of this 3939-nucleotide messenger RNA. The record is from RefSeq and is a predicted model, not a curated record. NCBI's taxonomy places the organism in Eukaryota, Viridiplantae, Streptophyta, Magnoliopsida, Arecales, Arecaceae.
AUGUGUGUUUUAUUUGAGACCCGGUUGGCCGGAAGGAGUAUUGUAAGAGCCAGGAGGGCAUUGCCUCGGUCCUGGGGUUUCUAUGUUGUGGAUUCUCAGGGAUUGUCGGGAGGUAUUAUAGUUACUUGGAAACUGGACUGUGGGAAGCUGGACAUCUUUAAUGUUAGUAGCCAAGAGGUGAUCAUGGUAAUAUCUGAGGGGGAGGGUAGACCAUGGAUAUUUGCAGCUGUGUAUGCUAGUACCGACUUCAGGGCUCGGAGGACACUGUGGGAGGAGGCUUCCAAGUUGGUUGAUCAGGGGCAGCCGAUGUUGAUUGCAGGAGAUUUUAAUUGGCCUAGAUUCACAUGGUGCAACAAUCAGCAGGGCCCGGCUAGAGUCUGGGAGAGACUUGACAGGGCCUUCGCCACAGCUGGAUGGAUCCAGGAGUUUCCAGACAAUCAUGUUAAACACCUACCGAGGAUAGCUUCAGACCACAGUCCGAUACUGGUAUGUACUGAUAGACCCAUUCCUUUUCGCUGUCCUUUCAGGUUUGAGAGGUUAUGGUUGUGUUACCCCCGGUCUUGGGGGGUUGUGAGCGAGGCUUGGAACAAGCCGGUUCGGGGGGAUGCUAUGUAUCGGGUUUCUCGCAGACUUGAGCUGACUAGGAGAUAUCUUCGGAGGUGGAACAGGGUGGAGGUUGGGAACAUAUUCCGAAGAAUUGAGGAGUUAGAGGAGGCCAUUGCUAAUAUGCAACUACGAGAGGCGUCGGGUGGAGGUUUAUCACAUGUGGAGUUAUCGGAGUUGAGAUCCUUCCUAUCUAUGCAUGAUGCUCUUCUUAGCCAACAGGAGAUCUUUUGGAGGCAGAAGUCAAGAGUACAGUGGAUUCAGGAAGGGGACAGGAACACAAAGUUCUUUCAUCAGUCUACAUUGAUCAGAAGACAGCGGAAUAGGAUCAGAUCUAUCAGGGACGAGGAUGGACAGGCUAUAGAGGACCCGAUUAUGAUUUGCAGGGUGUUUGAGCAGUUCUUCAGGACUAGGUGGACGGAGCGGACAGGGAGUGGAAUAUUUACUGAGCUACCCUUAUCUCCUGAGGGGGUCUCCGAUGAGGACUCUUUAGCACUGAUCAGACCGGUAUCGGGACGGGAGAUUCAGGAGGCGGUGUGGUCCCUGGAGGGGGACAAGGCGCCCGGACCGGAUGGCUUUCCGCCCGUGUUCUUCCGUAGGUAUUGGUCGAUUGUCGGCCUUGAUGUUAUUGAGGCCAUUCAGCAGUUUUUUAGCACGGCGGAGAUGAGCCCGGAGUGGCAGAGGACUUUUAUUACUUUGAUCCCCAAGCGCCAGGUUGCUACUGAGCCUGGCCACUUUAGGCCUAUUAGCCUUUGUUCUACUUUAUACAAGAUUACAGCUAAGAUUUUGGCAAUUAGAAUGAGAGGGAUUUUACCCAGAAUCAUCAGUCCAGAGCAGGGUGCUUUUAUUGGGGGGAGGAACAUAUCAGAUAAUGUCCUUAUUGCCCAGGAGUUCAUGUUUGACCUGGUGAAGGCUCCAGUGCGGUGCUGUCUUAUGGGGGUCAAGCUUGAUAUGGAGAGGGCAUAUGAUAGGAUGUGCUGGGAUUUUCUUCGACAUUCCUUACAGAGUUUUGGCUUCCAUGAGAUGUGGAUCAGGUGGAUCAUGGGCUGUGUGAGGGGGCCAUCCUUCUCCAUUCUGGUUAAUGGUUCACCUUCACACUUUUUUGAUGCUUCGGUUGGUCUUCGUCAGGGGUGUCCGCUGUCUCCCUUGCUUUUCAUUAUCUGUGCAGAUGCAUUAUCCAGAGCUCUUCGAGUAGCAGUGGACACACAGACUCUGGAGGCUUAUAGGCCAGUGCAGGGGGCUGUGCCGAUCUCCCAUCUACUCUUUGCUGAUGACUGUUUGCUGUUGGCUAGGGCGACCAGGCAGAAUGCCCAUGUGAUCCGGAGGACCCUCUAUGCUUAUUGCUCGGCUUCUGGACAACGGGUCAACUUGAACAAAUCGUCUAUCUUUUUCAGUCCAAAGACCAAGGUUCAGAUAAAGGCCGGAAUUAUGGAGACUCUGGGUGUGGGUGAGCAGGAGGGCACCUUGACUUAUUUGGGUGUGCCGAUACUUGGGCGACGCAUGCGCAGUGGAGAUACCAGUUCUCUUGAGCAUAGCAUUAGGCACAGGCUGGAGGGGUGGCAGAUGCAUUCACUAUCCAUGAUGGGCAGAGUCACAUUGGCACGGUCAGUUCUUAGUGCUAUUCCGGUAUAUCUUGUAUCCCAUACUGUUCCUCCCGUAGCUUCAUUGAGGUCAGUUGAGCGGCUUAUCAGGGACUUUAUCUGGGGGAGGCGUGGUGAUAGAGGCAGGGUACAUCUAGUGGCUUGGGAGGUGGUCUGUCAGCCGGUCAGACAUGGUGGCUUGGGUGUGCCGUCAUUGGUGGCGCGACGGGAGGCAUCGAUUCUGCGGCUAGCAGCUAGCCUUUUGUUGGAGCCUGAGAGUUUAUGGUCCUCACUGAUGAGGGCUAAGUACGGGGCAUUGACGGUUGGCAUUAGGGCGGGACGGCUCCAUUCCCCUAUCUGGAGGGAGAUCAGUGUUAGGGCUCCGUUGGUGCUUCCGGCCAUCCGGUGGGCUGUCGGGGAUGGUAUGUCUGUGGAUGUCCUUGAGGAUAGCUGGGUGACUGAGUUACCGAUUAGCAGGCUACCGGUCAUGGUGGAUACGAGCAGGCUGCUGGGACGUCGUGUUGGCGAUCUACUUGUACCGGAGGAGGGGAGCUGGGAUGAGGUGUUCAUUCGGGAGACAUUUGGGGAGCAGCUUGUGAAGAGGAUUCUGGCAUUACCGAUCCCAUCCCGGGCGGAGCCUGACAGACUGGUCUGGUUACCGACGGGCCGAUCGCGGGUACGUGCCAGGGAUAUUCAUGCGUGGACUAGGCGGGAGCCGGAGAGGCGGAUUGAUGGUGGAUGGAUAUGGAGGAUGAGGGUGCAUCCCCGGGUGGCGCUCUUUAUUUGGAAGGUAGCCUGGGGUUGCCUUCCGACCAGGAGUGUAUUGGCCCGGCGGGGGAUGAGGAUGGGCUCACUAUGCGAGGUAUGUCUGGAUGCUGAGGAGACGGUCGGCCACGUCCUCCUUCGAUGUCCUGUAGCUAUGCAGUGUUGGAGAUUGGCCUCGGCGCUACUACCACCUUUAUGGGAGUCGGUGGAGGAUAUGCUCCGGUUCUUGAGUGAGUCUAUUCGUAGGCCGAGGGAGGCUGAGACCGGUUCCAUUGUGGCUUAUCUAGCCUAUCACAUAUGGCUAGCCAGGAAUGAUCGUCUAUUCGAGGGUGGGCGGCUGACCCCACGGGCUGUGAUGGAGAGAGCUCUGAGGCAGGCAGCUGAGACAUCUACGUUGACCACGUCGGCUCCACCUGGGAGGACUAGGGACAUCUGGGGUACCUGCACUGCUGUUUCAGCGUCCAGGUUCAGUUACUUUUCUUGGGUACCCCCACCCCCCGGUUAUCUCAAGGUGAAUUUCGACGGUGGCUCGGCGGAGGAUGGCACCUCUGGGGGCGUGGGUUUUGUUAUCAGGGACCAUCGGGGUACUUUUAUUGCUGCGGGGGGACGGAGCACUUUUGGCGUUUCGGCGGUGGGAGCAGAGCUGCAGGCUGCUUGGGAGGGUGUUUGGUUUGCGAGACGAGUUCUGGGGGCAGAGAGACUCGUUCUCGAGGGUGACUGUUCUGUGGUGAUUGACUGGAUUCGUGGUGUGGACAUAUACGGUGAUGGCCAUCCCCUGAUACGGGAUACCCGGAGCUUGGUGCGGGAGCUGAUUUCUUGUCAGGUUGUCCAUGCUUACCGAGAGGCGAACAGUGCAGCAGAUUGGGUCGCCUCUUAUGUUGCCCGGCAUACCGGGGAGGUUUUCUGGUCUAGGUUGGAUGGCGUUCCACACGCCUUAUUUUGUUUACUUUUCUUUGAUAUGUCUGGUUGUAUUCACGUUAGUGGUAUAUGA